AUGGAAAAUUACCUCUCCCAACAACGGCAACAUGUCUUCUCAAAUGUUGGUGUCCUCAUCUACGUUUUUGACAUAGAAUCCCGCGAUUUCGACCGCGAUCUCCUCACAUACCGCUCCAUCAUAACCGCACUCAGCCAAUUCUCCUCCACCGCAAGUGUCUACAUACUCAUACACAAGAUGGAUCUCGUCGUUCCAGGCCAGCGCGAAGAUAUCUACAAUGACCGCGUGUCUCUCAUCCAAUCGAAAUCUGACACCUUCGUACCCAUACCUUUCGCAACCUCCAUAUGGGACCAAUCACUAUACAAAGCCUGGGCAGAGAUCAUCCACGACUUAGUCCCCAACCUCGACAAAAUCGAGCAUCACCUCGGCUCCCUAGGUAAACUCAUCCAAGCCGAAGAAGUGCUCCUCUUCGAACGCUCAUCCUUCCUCGUCGUCUCAUCCUGGUGCUCUGAAAUCGGCUCCGAUAACCCCACCACCGACCGUUUCGAGCGGCUAAGCAACAUUAUCAAGAACUUCAAGCAGACAACUAGUCGGUAUACCGGUACUCCUAAAAGUGCUGAGCAGUUUGCACUUAUGGAGCUCAAGCUCUCAAAUUUCUCGUUGUUUAUCCUCAAGUUCACUACUAACACGUACCUUGCUGUCGUCCUACCUCCCGGUGAAGAGCGGUUCAAUAGCGCCAUCGAGAAUUGCUAUAUCGCUAAAGCUGAGUUUGAGGACUUGGACUCGCCCGCGAAGAAAGGUGCUGAUAGAGGAGCUACGGCAUCGAGCGAGGCAUGA
Messenger RNA from Cadophora gregata, 777 nucleotides. RefSeq names its product GTP-binding protein gtr1 (gene GTR1). Gene Ontology annotation, molecular function: GTP binding; GTPase activity. Bases 1 to 777 code for a protein of 258 amino acids. The record is from RefSeq and is a predicted model, not a curated record. Gene Ontology annotation, cellular component: fungal-type vacuole membrane; nucleus; Gtr1-Gtr2 GTPase complex. Gene Ontology annotation, biological process: cellular response to starvation; regulation of autophagy; positive regulation of TOR signaling. The transcript has a single exon. NCBI's taxonomy places the organism in Eukaryota, Fungi, Ascomycota, Leotiomycetes, Helotiales, Ploettnerulaceae.